Molecule: messenger RNA, 2978 nt
Organism: Astrephomene gubernaculifera
Lineage: Eukaryota; Viridiplantae; Chlorophyta; Chlorophyceae; Chlamydomonadales; Astrephomenaceae
Source: the annotation of a GenBank genome assembly
CUUGGGCUGUGUUUGAUAGUCAGAGAUUCCCGCUUUGGCGUGCAAGCGUUACUGUUACACGGCUUGACCUUUUCGCCAGCGGGUAUUUAGUCUUGGGUGCGGUAUUCCUUGGUAGGCCUCUUAAGCAGGGUUCUUAACGGAACACAUUUGACAGGAACUUUGAACAGGGCCGGCGUGUCUGAGCGCUACCAACAUGAACGUCACAGGCGUAGUGGAUGAUGGCAUGCUCGCGGGCAACAUGGCCGACCUGCUUGCACGGAUGGGAUGCAGCUCAGGCUCAAUCGCCGAGUGCAUGCCCAGCAGCAGCGCUCUUAUUGCGGCCGGUGGCGCUCUGGCGCUCGGCUACACCUUGUGGGAGCAGGCCAAGUUCCGCUGGUACCGCGCCUUUAAGAAGGGCGGUGUCAUGCCAGGCCCCAGCGUCGUGACUCCCAUCCUCGGAGGCAUUGUGGAGAUGGUCAAGGACCCGUACGGCUUCUGGGAGAAGCAGCGCCAGUACUCGUUCCCCGGCAUGAGCUGGAACUCCAUUUGCGGCGUGUUCACCAUCUUUGUGACCGACGCGGCGCUCUCCCGCUACGUGUUUUCGCACAACUCGGAGGACUCGCUGUUGCUCUGCCUGCACCCCAACGCCGAGUGGAUUCUGGGCGGCACCAACAUCGCCUUCAUGAGCGGCCCCGAGCACAAGGCGCUCCGCAAGAGCUUCCUGGCGCUCUUCACGCGCCGCGCCCUGGGGCUCUACGUGCUCAAGCAGGACGCACUCAUCCGCAAACACUUUGAGGACUGGCUGUCGAUGCCCGGACCCGUGGAGGUCCGCCCGCUCAUUCGCGACCUGAACGCCAACACCAGCCAGGAGGUCUUCAUGGGGCCCUACCUGGAUGACCCGCAGGAGCGUGCCCAGUUCUACGAGUCCUACCGCGCCAUGACGGACGGCUUCCUGGCCUUCCCGCUCAUGGUGCCGGGAACUGCCGUAUGGAAGGGACGCAAGGGGCGCUUCUACAUUGUCAAGAUCCUGACCAAGGCCGCCGCCCGCAGCAAGGUCCGCAUGGCUGCCGGGCAGGAGCCCGAGUGCCUACUGGACUUCUGGACCAAGCAGAUCCUGUCGGACAUGAAGGACGCUGCCGACGCGGGCACGGAGCCGCCCUUCUACUCGGACGACAAGCGCAUCGCGGAGACGAUGAUGGACUUUCUGUUCGCCUCGCAGGACGCCUCCACCGCCUCGCUCGUGUGGACCGUCACCCUCAUGGCGGAGCACCCGGAUGUGCUGGCGCGGGUCCGUGAGGAGCAGCUGCGCCUGCGCCCCGACCCCAGUGCGCCCAUCACCGGUGACGUCCUCAACGAGAUGACCUACACGCGGCAGGUGGUCAAGGAGAUCCUGCGCUUCCGGCCGCCUGCUCCCAUGGUGCCGCAGCGCGCGCAGGUGCCCUUCAAGCUCACCGAGACGUACACCGCACCCAAGGGCAGCCUCAUCAUCCCCAGCGUCAUCAGCGCAUGCAAGCAGGGCUACUCGGAGCCCGACCGCUUCGACCCCGACCGGUUCGGCCCCGAGCGGCAGGAGGACAUCAAGUUCGCGUCCAACUACCUGGUGUUCGGACACGGACCGCACUAUUGCGUGGGCAAGGAGUACGCCAACAACCACCUGACGGUGUUCCUGUCGCUGCUGUCCACCUCGCUGGACUGGAGCCGCGUGCGGUCCGCCGAGUCGGACGAGAUCAAGUACCUGCCCACCAUCUACCCGGGCGACAGCGUAUUCCACAUGGGCCGGUUCGGGGGCAAGGUCGGGUGCAAGGCGGUGUGAGGAGAGGAGGGAGGAGGAGGAGGGAGCGACGAUGGUGCGAGGAGGGGUGGUGGUGGUGUUGGCUGCCUGACACAACUGCGUAGGGGUGGCGAGAGAUGGGUCUGGGUACUUGCGUUGGGGCUUGGAGGCUUGACCGGCUUGACGGGGACAGGCGUGCAGGCGAGCUGGAUUUGGCGGGAAGUUGGUGGGUGGGUCUGGGGUUUGUGCGUGCGUGCAGUCGCAUGGAGUCGCAUGAAGCACUCUCGGCAUGUCUGAUGGCGACUGCUGGUUAAGGGUGAGAUGGGGAGGAGGGCCAUGCGCAUUGAAGGAGGCUAGAUGCAGGGUUUACCUGCUCCUUUGGGGGGGAGAUACGGCACAGUGGUAUUGUGUGCGUUUUGCAGAGGCAGGUUGCCCGGCUGAUUGCGUUCACAACGAGUAUGUUGCAACGAGCAUGAGUGCAGGGACCGAUUGCUGGACCUGCGCGUACAUGGCGUGCCCUAAUCUUUAUCAUUGCUACUUAUAAUAAUGUCAUGCAUAUUGUUGCAUUAUAAUUCAACUGCUGACGACGUGCUACUCGUGCCUGGUGAGGCCCGAUCCAAGUACUGCUUGGCGCUGCUGUUGCUGCACAUCGCCGUGGUGUUUGGUUGCGGGUUCUCAUGUAUAGAUGAUGAUGGUGAUGCGCGUAUGCUGUGUUACGGCGGGAGGGUGAAGGUUUGUGCAUAUUCCUUCUUUUGCUGUUCCUUCAGACAGUCAUAUCGGUACCUUUCGAGCCCAUGAUUACGUUGCGUUGGGUGGGCAUGGCGUCGUGGGGUCGACGCUAUGGGCACGGGGCCAGCAGCGCCGCCUUAUAUUUACAGUGCGGUGUUGCGAAGAAGAGUUGUGCAAGCAAGGGUUGGAUUGUACCCCGCACCUUCCCUGCGCCCACCCGCGGAUGUCGAGGUGCAGGGGGCUUCCGUGGGAGUUGGUUUGCGGGGAGAAGUUGUGUUGCCGUGGACGUCCUUGGCGAUUGGUGUUGGCUAUUAACCCGGGCGGCAGUUGCAAACUGAAAGCAUCGGCCAGAGAUGGGUUUUAUUCGAUGUUUUGGUGGCUGGUGUUCAAGGGAAGUCGUUGAGAGCACGGUAGUUACAAUGUUGAGAAUUCGCACGCUUCCGUUCGCUGGCGUGCAUUGGUGCAGCUGAAUGAGACGAACUGUAAAGAAAGUACCCCA